Molecule: messenger RNA, 1499 nt
Organism: Psylliodes chrysocephalus
Lineage: Eukaryota; Metazoa; Arthropoda; Insecta; Coleoptera; Chrysomelidae
Source: the annotation of a GenBank genome assembly
CAUUGAUGAGCAAUUUUUAUAAAUAUAUAUGAUUGGUCACAUAUCACACAAAUUCAGAGUUGCCAACAUUAUCUUGACACUUGACACCGAAAAUAAAUAAACAAAAACAAACUAAAUUAACCUUGGCAAGAACAUAUGGAGGAAAAAUGGUUCGAAAAAUUUACACAAUAUUUAAAUUAGCGCAAGCGUUUAUCUCACCGAUACCAGUUAAUUUAAAUAAUUUAGGUUCAAUCAAAUAUAUUCCCAAUUAUUCAAUACAGCAGCCCAUACGGUUUUUAUCAAAGGCUAGUGAAUUAAACCAACCGAAAGAAGCAAACUACACCGAAGUAGAACAGAUUGGAAAAAAGAGAAGCAAAAAUGAUUUCAUUAUCGAUGUACGAGAACCGGAAGAACUUCAAAACACUGGUGUAAUUCCUGGAAGUGUCAAUAUACCUUUGGAUCAAGUAGAAGGUGCUCUGAAAGAGCUAUCAAAUGAAGAAUUUCAAAAGAAAUAUGGCACAGAAAAACCAAAAAAAGAUUCGUUGAUUAUUUUUUCAUGUAGAUCUGGUCGUAGAAGUGCAACAGCACAAAAUGCGGCUAUCCAAUUAGGAUACAAAAAGACUAGGAAUUAUCCUGGAGGAUGGUUAGAUUGGAAAAAACACUUGGAGAAUAAAACUUAAAAGCAGCAACACAAACGUUAGAUUUUCUUAAUACUCAAUACACAUACUGUAAAAAUUAAAACUUAUUUCGAUGCACAUAAUGUAAAUAAUAGAAAAUUUAUAAUAAACGGUUUUGUUUUGAUGUAAAAAGCCUAUAACAUUUUUUACUAAGUUCAGGACCGAUUCUUCUGCUGGUUGCUAAAGGUCCAUGCGUUCUGCGAAUUUGUAAAUUUUGAAUGAGUUGUUCGCCCAGCUCCGUGCAAUUUUCAUAUGCCUAAAUAAAAUGUGUCAAGCACUAAAACUAAAUUCAGUAUUUUUGUAUUACCUCAAACAUUGAUCUUGGGGUGGGAAAGACUGCUGUUAUGGCCUCUGCAGUCUCCAGACGAACCAAUGGAAACAUAGUUAACAUUUGUCUCCAUAACUGUCCUAAACCAUUUCCAUCUUUAUCAACUUUUACAUUUUUUUUAUUAUAGCUCUCCAUAUAUUCACUGAGAUGAUUGUAUUUUGCUUCUUGUUCCAGUCUUAAAAAAGAAUUAAUUGCAUUUUUAACCUUUUUCUAUUUAUAAAAACCACUUACUUGUAUGGAAUUUGUGAAAUAGACUUGGUUAACAUAAAUAUAAAAUUCCCUAGCUGUAUCUUGUUUUCCACAAACUGCCAGUAAGUGGGAAAACACAUUUCUAUAUCAAUGAUUUCAUCUUCUUGGGAUGAUGUAGGUUUCGAUUGACCAUAAACAAAAAUACUUAAAUGUUUAAAAUCAGUAUGUUCCUUUAUACUUUCUAUACAUGAAUACAAGUUUCCAAAUGCUGCAGGUUUUAUAAUUACAGCAUAAUGUUUCUCUGGAUAUUCUGAUUUUUUAACUUC